AUUUCUGCAGACCGGAGAAGAAGCUGACUGAUGAGUUCUUUCCUCUCCAGAACAUGUGGAUGAUGCGCUGAAGGAUCCACAGAGUGAGAGCGACUUCCAAACGUCCAUCUGCAGCAAUACUCCACGGGGAAUAAUGUGGAUUAUCGUGGCUGUUCUCCUGACGACGGUCGGUCCCGGCUGGAGCUGGGGAUGCCAGCUGCCGAGUGACUGGAGGCCCCAGACGGAGGCGUGCCGUGCCGAGCUGGCGGAGAUCAUCGUGUUCGCCAAGGUGCUGGCCCUGCACAAGGAGCCUUACAACUACUUGCCCUGGCAGCAGGACACGGACCUGCUCUACUCGGCCGAGAUCGAGCUGCUGUGCGACCAGGCGUGGGGCAGCAUGCUGGAGGUGCCUGCGGGCUCCAGGGUCAACGUCACCGGCCUGGGCUACUUCCCGUGUUUCUCCUACAGCGUGACCCCCAACAACAACUACUACUUCUUUGUCAGGAUGGAUGAAAACUACAACAUCGUCCCCCACGGAGUGAACUUCCAAGACGCCAUCUUCCCAGACACGACAGACAACCAUCACGCGUUCGCCAGCCUUUUCCAGUUUGCCAACUGCACACCCGGGACUCAGGUCCACAGCUUCACCCCAGAGUGGGAGGCUCAGGAAGACAGCAGGCUGUUGUGCUCGGCGGUGCAGAAGGCUCUGUUCGAGGAGGAGGAGAAGGUGAGGACGCUCUCUCAGAACGUGCGCUACUUGGAGAAGGCCAACGGCCACCUGAGGGAGAAGGUGAGGACCAUGAAGCGUCUCCUGCGCCAGGCCCAGCGCGGCACUGCCAAGGAGCAUCAAACGCUCAGCCUCAAGCAGCUUUAUGAGUCAAAGACAACCCGGAGUCACCCUCACCAGGACACCACCCAGAACCAGAAGGACCCUGCCCUGAAGAGGGCGCUGGCAAGGAAGUCAAAGAAGUAGGAUCACCAUCAGUGCACACUAGCGAGACAUCAGCAGGCUUAACAUGGGUCUUAUAUUCGCAUCUUAUUAUGAUGAUUCCAUAAGGAUCAUUCUGCAGUACCAUAUUUUUCGAACUAUAAGGUGCACUUAAAAUCCUUUCAUUUUCUCAAAAAUGGACAGUACGCCUUAUAACUCGGUGCGCCUAAUGUAGGUAUUAAUUCUGGUUGUGCUUACCGGCUUGGAACCUAUUUCAUUAGGUGCAUUGUGUAGUGUGACCAGUAGAUGGCAGUCAAACAUAAGAGAUACGUGUGGACUGCAGGGUGACUGGCGCCUGUUAAAUAAAUGACGCCAGCAAGAACACGUAAGCAAGCAACACCAAAACAUUGAUGUUUCAUUGAGAAUAUAGAACAUUACAAAAAACCUGUCAAAAUGUUUUAAUACGACUUUGGUAAGCUACGAAGUCGCACCGCUUGACGCAUUGUCGCAGCAUUACGGCACCUAUUAGGAGACUUAAAGAUGGUCUGUAAAACAUAAUAUAUGCAACAUUUGGACCAAAGGACCACCAUUACAUGUUAUGGAGACCACAAGGAAGUCUUUUAAAUGUGACAAAACAAAUCAUAAUAUGACCCCUUAAAUGCGCCUUAUUUAUGAAAAUAGACCUGAAUAGACCUACUUAUCGACAGUGAGCCUCAUAAUCCGGUGUGCCUUAUUGUUCUAAAAAUACGGUACUUGAUAAGGCUUCUCUUAUUUUAGCAUUGCAUGUAUAUUUAAUUAAACAUAUUGCUUCCAGAUGAAUUCAAACCAAGGGCUCUGUAAAACUGUGACCUUUGACACUAUAGAGGACAUUUGGAGUGAAAUCAGAAAUAUUCUUCAAAAAUCAUACACACCUCGGCAGACACAAGACAUUGAUACAACGUUGAUUAUACAGUACAUACAAACAACGUUGCAAAAUAGUUGCAUUUGUAAAUUGAGACAAUGUUGUCGGUUGGGAAAUGACCAAAUUUCAAUGGUCAAAUCAACGUCUGAAAACCCAACGUUGAUUUAACGUUGUCAAAAAGCAUGUUGUUUCAACAUUGUAUUUGUGUUGUAGAAUAUUGGUAGAGAAAUAAGCAAUUUUCAAUGGUCAAAUCAACGCCAAAACCCAACAUUCAUUAAACGUUGUUAAAGAGCAUGUUUCAACGUUGUAUUUGUGUUGUAGAAUAUUGGUUGGGAAAUGACCAAGUUUCAAUGGUCAAAUCAACGUCAGAACCUAACAUUGAUUAAACGUCGUCAAAAAGCAUGUUGUUUUAACAUUGUUUUUGUGUUGUAGAAUAUUGGUUGGGAAAUGACCAAAUUUCAAUUGUCAAAUUAACGUCAAAAUCUGACAUUGAAUAAACAUAAAAAAGCACCUUGUUUCAACGUUGUAUUUGUGUUGUAGAAAAUCGGUUGGGAAAUGACUAAAUUUCAAUGGUCAAAUCAACAUCACAACCUGACAUUAAAUAAACGUCAAAAAGUAUGUUGUUGCAAUUUUGUAUUUGUGUUGUAGAAUAUUGGUUGGGAAAUGACCAAAAUUUCAAUGUCAAAACGUCAGAACCCAACAUUGAUUAAACGUUGUCUAAAAGCAUGUUGUUUCAACGUUGUAUUUGUGUUGUAAAAUAUUGGUUGGAAAAUGACCAAGUUUCAUUGGUCAAAUCAACGUCAGAACCUGACAUUGAUUAAACGUUGUCAAAAAGCAUGUUGUUUCAACGUUGUGUUUGUGUUGUAGAAUAUUGGUUGGGAAAUCACCAAAUUUCAAUGGUCAAAUCAACGAAAUUGAAUAAACAUCCUCAAAAAGCACGUUAUUUCAACGUUAUGUUUAAGUUGCUCAAGGUCAGGACCUAAUUCAACAAUUUCUCAAUGUUGUUUCAAUGUCUUUUGCCUGCUGGGACAAUGACCCAUGACACAAAAAUGGCUUUACUAGUCUCAAAAUCCAGAAUAAUUGAGUAAAGUGUGUACAAAAACUGCCAAAAGUACACUUCUGUCCACAAAGCAUGUUGUGUUGUUGAGUAGAAAUGGUAAAUGUGUGAUGAGUGGGGGUAUGUGAGUGCUGUUUUAUUUUAUUUUUAGAAACUAUUUACAUACACUAUAUAUCCAAAAAGUGCUGUGGGGAUUUAUUGUUCUUCUUUUUUUUUUGAUGAAAAAAAUGGUGCUGCGCAUCUUUUGAGUUGAGCCAGUAAACCGAGUAAGGUCAAGGGUAGACUUUUUCUAAAAGGUUCUGUUUUUGACAGUGCUUUUUUUUUUAUUUUAUUAUUGCGUGUACUUGUCGCCAUUACUUGUUUUCAUUACUCCUCUCCACAUUUUUUUUACUGAAUAAAUAAGU
Molecule: messenger RNA, 3269 nt
Organism: Nerophis lumbriciformis (worm pipefish)
Lineage: Eukaryota; Metazoa; Chordata; Actinopteri; Syngnathiformes; Syngnathidae
Gene: ccdc3b
Product: coiled-coil domain containing 3b
Source: RefSeq, a predicted model, not a curated record